Messenger RNA from Vidua chalybeata, 1462 nucleotides. It is a transcript of the gene ACOT8, whose product is annotated as acyl-CoA thioesterase 8. Lineage: Eukaryota; Metazoa; Chordata; Aves; Passeriformes; Viduidae. The coding region runs from base 160 to 1209 and encodes 349 amino acids. Gene Ontology annotation, molecular function: fatty acyl-CoA hydrolase activity. Gene Ontology annotation, biological process: acyl-CoA metabolic process; fatty acid catabolic process. The record is from RefSeq and is a predicted model, not a curated record. The transcript has 7 exons. Gene Ontology annotation, cellular component: peroxisomal matrix.
CAGUGUCACUGCAGCCGCCUGGAGAAGUGAAGGCCAUGGAAUGAAGUGCUCCCUGAGGGAAACCUGGUAUCACCUUUCCACUGCAGUGAGGAGGCGAACCAACCAGCUCAGAGCAUCCUGACAAGACGAGGGUGACUGACAGCUCUACGGUCCAAUCACAUGGCAGUAUUUGCCCCGCGGGUGGGCGGUGCUUCCUGGUCCGCCGUGCUGCUCGGGUCGCGGUGCCGGUCCCGGUUCGCGGAGGUGAUGGGGGCCCCAGGCGACGCCGGCGGGGCUGGAGCGGAGCCGGGAUCCGGGCCGCCGCCGUCCGGGGACCUGCGCAGCGUGCUGAUCACCAGCGUGCUGAACCUGGAGCGGCUGGAGGUCGACCUCUUCAGGGGCCAGCACCACUGGGUGCCCGCCACGCAGCACCUCUUCGGCGGGCAGAUCGUGGGGCAGGCGCUGGUGGCGGCAGCCCGUGCCGUGAGCCGCGACGAGCAGGUGCACUCGCUUCACUGCUACUUCGUGCGGACAGGGGACCCCAAGGUGCCGGUGCUGUACGAGGUGGAGCGGACCCGUACAGGGAAGAGUUUCUCUGUUCGCUCUGUAAAGGCCAUCCAGCAUGGAAAGCCGAUCUUCACGUGCCAGGCCUCCUUCCAGCUCUCCCAGGGAAGCCCAGUGCAGCACCAGUUCACCAUGCCGACCGUGCCACCCCCCGAGGAGCUGCUGACACAGGAGGAGCUCAUCCAGAAGUUUCUGCAGAAUCCUAAUGUGGCUGAGGGAUACAGGAAGCGUCUCACCAAGAUCCAAGCUCAAGAUGUGCCGAUUGACAUUAAACCUGUGAACCCACCAGAUAUAUUCAGCUCAGAGCCACAGGAGCCGAAGCAGCUCUUUUGGGUGCGAGCACGAGGCUACAUAGGGGAGACAGACAUGAAGGUGCACUGCUGCGUGGCCGCCUACAUCUCUGACUACGCCUUCCUGGGCACGGCCCUGCUCCCGCACCGGCAGUACCGCAUCAAGUUCAUGGUGUCCCUUGACCAUUCCAUGUGGUUCCAUGCGCCCUUCAGAGCUGACCACUGGAUGCUGUACGAGUGUGAGAGCCCCUGGGCUGGUGGGUGCCGGGGCUUGGUGCAGGGACGGCUGUGGCGCAGGGAUGGAGUCCUGGCUGUCACCUGUGCUCAGGAAGGUGUCAUCAGGGUGGAACAGACACCAAACCAGAGCAAGCUCUAGCUAAGGAGACCCUAUAGACUGGGGCUCAAGCAUGCCGAGAGAGGGACCCUGAGAUCAAGACAGGACCUGGACAGGAACAGGAAGGAGACCAGGUGGGACCAAGCACUGCAGGAAGUCCCAGUGCCAGAGGUGUCUGGGACAGACUGUGACCAACAGAGCAUUGCUGCAACCAGCUGCUAGCUGCACAGCAUGUAAGCGCACGCUGCCAUCAGCUCUCCUUCACCCACCUUAAAAUAAAGCCGUUGGGUGAAGA